Messenger RNA from Prunus persica (peach), 1610 nucleotides. RefSeq names its product 3-ketoacyl-CoA synthase 19. NCBI's taxonomy places the organism in Eukaryota, Viridiplantae, Streptophyta, Magnoliopsida, Rosales, Rosaceae. The transcript has a single exon. Gene Ontology annotation, molecular function: acyltransferase activity, transferring groups other than amino-acyl groups. The record is from RefSeq and is a predicted model, not a curated record. Gene Ontology annotation, cellular component: membrane. Bases 13 to 1500 code for a protein of 495 amino acids. Gene Ontology annotation, biological process: fatty acid biosynthetic process.
UUGAAGUUUUGCAUGCAACUCACAUAUAACACUUCACAAUUCUAUCUCUCUCCAUCUCUCACACCCACAAACAAAGAGAGCUGUAGGGCCAUGGAGAUCUUCAUGACAAUGUCUCUUCUCACUCUUUUCUUUGGUUUCUUCUGCCUCUGCAAGUUACUUCUCCAAAGGAGAGACCAGAGCUGCUAUAUGCUGGCUUAUGAGUGCUACAAGGCCAAAGAGGACAUGAAGCUCAACUGUGAUUCCAGCGCAAAAAUCGUCAUGCAGAACAAGAAUUUGGGAUUGGAAGAACUCAGGUUUCUCUUGAAAACUAUUGUCAGUUCUGGCAUUGGUGAAGAAACAUCUUGCCCACGAAACAUCAUUGAAGGCCGAAAUCCAACCCGGGCAGAUGAGCUUUGUGAGAUGGAUGGUAUCAUAUUUGACACACUUGACAAGCUUUUUGCCAGGCCUACUUCAAUUUCUCCAUCACAAAUCGACAUUCUGGUUGUCAAUGUGUCAAUGUUCUCCCCUGCACCCUCUCUAACAUCUCGUAUAAUAAAUCGUUACAAGAUGAGGGAGGACAUCAAGACCUUCAACCUCUCAGGAAUGGGAUGCAGUGCAAGUCUCAUUGCUAUUGAUGUUGUACAAAACUUGUUCAAGUCAUACAAAAACGCAAAUGCAAUUGUUGUAAGCACAGAAUCCAUAGCUCCUAACUGGUACUGUGGCAAAGAAAAGUCCAUGAUGCUCACCAACUGUCUGUUCCGCUCGGGAGGGUGUUCGAUGCUGUUCACAAACAACAAAGGCCUAAAGCACCAAGCCAUGUUGAAGUUAAGGCAUUUGGUACGAACCCACAUUGGCUCAAGUGAUGAAGCGUAUGAUUGCUGCAUACAGGCAGAAGAUGAGAGUGGAUAUCAAGGUUUUCGCCUUACCAAACACCUCACAAAAGCAGCAGCUCUGGCUUUUACAAUGAACCUCCAAGUUCUAGUACCAAAAGUGCUUCCACUGAGAGAAAUACUUAGGUACCUGGCGGUAUCUAGGCUUAAAAGUGCCAAAAGCCAAAAGCCAAAAGCAGAUGAGGGAGUUGGGUUGAAUCUUAAGACCGGGAUUGAGCACUUUUGCAUUCACCCUGGUGGAAGAGCAAUCAUAGAUGGGAUUGGUAAGAGCUUGGGGCUAAGUGAUUAUGAUGUUGAGCCAUCUAGAAUGGCACUUCACAGGUUUGGCAACACAUCAGCAGCUGGCUUUUGGUAUGCUUUGGGAUAUAUGGAGGCCAAGCAGAGGCUUAAGAAGGGCAACAGAAUUCUGAUGAGUGGAUUUGGAGCAGGUUUUAAGUGCAACAAUAUUGUGUGGGAAGUGCUCAAGGACUUGGGUGAUGCCAAUGUUUGGAAAGAUUGCAUAGAGAGUUACCCUCCUAAAACCUUAGUCAAUCCAUUCAUGGAGAAGUAUGGUUGGCUCAAUGAUGAAUAUCUAAGCUUUCUUAGGUUUGAUUUUUCCCAAUUAUUUGCUGAACUUCAGCUGUUUUGUUAAAGUAUCCAUCUUUUUCCUUAAUUGUAUUCCGCAUGGAUAUGUUAAAGUUUAUGAUUGUUUGAAGUUUCUCAGGUAAAGGGUAGUGUUUUGUUUCAUCAACUAAGUGUCAA